This is a messenger RNA of Acipenser ruthenus (sterlet), 1309 nucleotides long. RefSeq lists its product as uncharacterized. Lineage: Eukaryota; Metazoa; Chordata; Actinopteri; Acipenseriformes; Acipenseridae. Bases 271 to 1167 code for a protein of 298 amino acids. The record is from RefSeq and is a predicted model, not a curated record. The transcript is spliced from 6 exons.
GUCGUUCUUUAGGGUAGUUACUGUAUGUCAGUUGAGUUACCUCAAAUCUAUACUUUGUUGGGAGAAUAUAUAUUGUAUUUGUUUAUAUAUUGUUUAGUUUAUACUUAUACUUGGGGAUAUGUUAUAUAUUUUAAAAUAUUCAUCAUUUAAUGUAUUUAUUACCUGAUCUAAUAGUAUAGCCUAGUAUUUUUUCUUCUUUCUUGCAUGCGUGUUAUUUAUUUAUUGAGUGUGUAUGCAGAUUUUGUAACUCUCUUCCAAUAGUCAAAGAAUAUGUUAGAAAUAGAUAAAAGGAAAGAUAGCAUUUUAGCUUCCCUACAGGUUAUGGGACAUGGUCCAAGAAAAAGGAAUUUUCAAAGAAAAACUUCUCUUCCUUUUAGAGCAAAUGCAUCUGCUUUUACUGGAUUGGUUUUGAGUACACGUUUUAAUUCAGAUCAUCUAUCUAGUGGGUUAUUGAAUACACAUCUAAACAGCUCACAGCGUGCAGAGACGAACUGUCGUACUCCGAGAAGCAAACUAGCGCACCUGACAAAAAAGUGUGGAAAACUCGAUUAUAUUAAAGAUUUCAAUCAAACUCAAAUAAACAACAUUGUACUUGUUUCUACUCGGCAUUCGAGACCCAGCAUUAAGCCCAAGUUCUUAUUCAGGUUUCAGAAAGUUGCUAAAUGUGUGGCCAUGCUUUGCCUGCUGUACAGGGAUCAUCAUCUUUUCGCUACAAAUAGUUAUGGAGUUCUGAGAGUCAGAAGAUGGAGGGCAGAGGAGAAAAAGAACCAGGGGACAGACCAAGAAAUUCUUUUUGAUUUGACAUCAUUUCGAGCCAAAACCAAAAUCCAGCUCAGGGUUUCAGAGACUGUCAAGUGGAUUCUUAGCCGCCCACCUCAGGACCGUUCUGAACAGGAUGUUCAUUUCGUUCUCACUGCCCUGCAAGAAAUCAGGGGCUUUGGCAAUUACUCUGGCACCCGACAGAAGAAGGUUGCAAAGGCAGCUUGGUAUGCAAGCUAUGAAGCCCAGCAAGUGAUGGUUCAGCAAGGACACAUUCCUCAUUCCUUCUACAUUUGCCUAUCUGGAUCAGCUAUUGUGAUCAAAAAGAACAAUGAAACAGGCCAGGUAAAGCCAGCAUGGUUUCUAAGCAAAGGAGAUGCAUUUGGGGUAUGUUAUGUUCCAUUAUGAAUUUUUUAAUAUGUAUGAUGUAGCAAAAUCGCAAGAGGUAAUAGGCAAUUAAAUAAUUUCAUAAAGCUUACAUAUAUUUUCAUUUAAAAAUAGUGCCUGAUUGAUACAAUACUAAAGAAAGCUCUCAGUUUGCAUGUCUUAC